This is a messenger RNA of Orcinus orca (killer whale), 4351 nucleotides long. It is a transcript of the gene ITGB7, whose product is annotated as integrin subunit beta 7. Gene Ontology annotation, molecular function: integrin binding. The transcript is spliced from 15 exons. Gene Ontology annotation, biological process: cell adhesion mediated by integrin; integrin-mediated signaling pathway; cell migration. Bases 1720 to 4122 code for a protein of 800 amino acids. Gene Ontology annotation, cellular component: focal adhesion; integrin complex; cell surface. Lineage: Eukaryota; Metazoa; Chordata; Mammalia; Artiodactyla; Delphinidae. The record is from RefSeq and is a predicted model, not a curated record.
UCCUGGGGGACAGUGUGGCCCGGAGCCCCACCUGUGAGAGAUGAGUCAAAACUGGGCUGCAGCAUCCCCAGCCUCGCCGACCACAGGCGUGCAGAGCCAACAAGGCUGAGGUUACGCUGAGGCUGAGCCCUGGGCUAGCCUCUCACAGGAGGGUGGAGGCUCUGUUAAAUAUAUAUCUACUACGCCUGAGGUCACAAGUGGUGGGGAGCAAGACGGGGGAGGUCAGCAACUUGGCACCACACCCCUUCGCCACAGCCCGUGCAGAUCAUCUGGUACCAAGUCUGGGCCCAGGCUGAGAAGGAUGCAGAUGCUUCCCGACAAGGAGUUAGCUGGCCUUUCAAAUGCACUGUCGAUGGGGAUGUGAACGGGCACAGCCCUUCAGGAGCUCAUGUCAGUUAUGUUGGCACUACUCACCAGCAUUACAAAUGAUACCUAUUUAUUAACCCUACAAAUCCUCUUCCAGGGGUUUAUCCUACAACAUGCACAUGUGAAAUGAUAAAUCCAUGAAUUUUCACUGCAGCGUUGUUUAUAAUAGUGAACAAUUAGAAACAACAUAAAUUCCCAUUACAAGAGACUAAAUACAACAUGACAUAUCCAUGCGAUGGAAAUCUAUAUAGCUGUAAAAAUGAACAAGGGAGUUCUUUAUUUUCUUGGGUAGCAGGAACUCCAAGAAAACUAGUCCAACCAAGUAAGAUGCAAAACUGGGUGUAAAGUAUUCUAGCAUUUGUUGAAUUCUAUUGUUUGAUUCUAUCAUUUGAAGAGUAUAUAUGUGUUCAUGUUAGUCUGUAUAUACACUAAAAGUCUCUAGAAAGAUUAUAGGCAACAAAAGAUAAUAAUAAAUGAUGGUUAUUUAUUUGAAGUUAAGUGUGGAAACUGGGGUGGAUGGGGGAUAGGAGUGGGAGAUUUCUAUCAUCUUAACUUUUUGGUUUUUUAAAUUGUGGGAAAAUACACAUCAAAUUUAUAAUUUUAACCAUUUUAGGUUACAAUUCAGGGGCAUUAAGUACAUUCACAGUGUUGUGCAACUGUAACCGCUAUCUAGUUCCAGAACUUUUUCUUCACUCCAAAAGGAAACUGCCCAUUAAGCAGUCACUCCCCAUCCGCCCCUCCUCCCCAACCCCUGGCAACCACUAGGCUACUUUCUGUCUCUAUGGAGUUGUCUAGGCGGGCUAUUUCAUAUCAAUGGAGUUGUACAAUAUGUGGUUGUUCAUGACUGCCUUUGUUCAUUUAACAUAAUGUUUUCAAGGUUCAUCAACGCUGUAGCAUGUAUCAGUCCUUCAUUCCUUUUUAUGGCCAAAUUAUAUUUCAUUGUAUGGAUAUACCACAUUUUAUUCAUCCAUUGAUCAGGUGAUGGGCAUUUGGGUUGUUUCUACCUUUUAGCUACUGUGAAUGGUACUGCGAUGAACAGUAUUGCACAAGUUUGUGUUUGUUUAAACACCCGUCUUCAAUUCUUUUAGGGAUAUCCUUAGGGGUGGAAUUGUCAAGUGCUAGGGUGAUUCUGUGUUUUAACUUCUUGAAGAAUCAACAAACUGUCUUCCACAGUUGUACUGUUUUACAUUCCCACCAAUAACGUAUGAAGGCUCCAUUUUCUCCACGUCCUCAACACUUAUUUUCUAUUUUUUUUUAUUACAGCCAUUCUAGUGGGUGUGAAGUGGUAUCUCGUGGUUUUGAUUUGCAUUCCCCUGAUGACUAAUCGUUUUGAGCAUCUUUUUAUCUGUGACCAUGGUGGCUUUGUCAAUGGUCCUUGUUUUCCUGCUGGCCCUGAGCAGAGGUGAAAGUGAACUGGACGUCAAGAUCUCAUCCCCACAGGAGACCACCGAAUGGGGGGAUCCUGGGCUGUCCCUACCAGGGUCCUGCCAGCCAGCUCCCUCCUGUCAAAAGUGCAUCCUCUCACACCCGAGCUGUGCAUGGUGCAAGCAACUGAACUUCACGGCGUCCGGGGAGGCGGAGGUGCGGCGCUGUGCCCUUCGAGAGGAGCUGCUGGCCCGGGGCUGCCCCCCGGAGGAGCUGGAGGAGCCCCGCGGCCGGCAGGAGGUGCUGCAGGACGAGCCGCUCAGCCAGGGCACCCGCGGCGAGGGGGCCACCCAGCUGGCACCACAGCGGGUCCGGGUCACGCUGCGGCCAGGAGAGCCCCAGCAGCUCCGGGUCCGCUUCCUUCGAGCCGAGGGAUACCCUGUGGACCUGUACUACCUUAUGGACCUGAGCUACUCCAUGAAGGACGACCUGGAGCGCGUGCGCCAGCUUGGGCACGCGCUGCUGGUGAGGUUGCAGGAAGUCACCCACUCCGUGCGCAUUGGCUUUGGUUCCUUCGUGGACAAAAUGGUGCUGCCCUUCGUGAGCACAGUGCCCUCCAAGCUUCGCCACCCCUGCCCCACCCGACUGGAGCGCUGCCAGCCGCCCUUCAGCUUUCACCAUGUGCUACCCCUCACCCGGGAUGCUAAGGCCUUCGAACGGGAGGUGGGACGCCAGAGCGUGUCCGGCAACCUGGACUCACCUGAAGGUGGCUUUGAUGCCAUUCUGCAGGCUGCCCUCUGCCAGGAGCAGAUUGGCUGGAGAAAUGUGUCCCGGCUACUGGUGUUCACUUCAGAUGACACAUUCCACACAGCUGGGGAUGGCAAGUUAGGUGGCAUUUUCAUGCCCAGCGACGGGCACUGCCACUUGGACAGCAAUGGCCUCUACAGUCGCAGCCCAGAGUUUGACUACCCCUCCGUGGGUCAGGUAGCCCAGGCCCUCUCUGCGGCAAACAUCCAGCCCAUCUUUGCUGUCACCAGUGCCACACUGCCUGUCUACCAGGAGCUGAGUAAGCUGAUUCCCAAGUCCGCAGUGGGGGAGCUGAGUGAGGACUCCAGCAAUGUGGUACAGCUCAUCAUGGAUGCUUAUAAUAGCCUAUCAUCCACUGUGACCCUUGAACAUGAACGCUCUCUACUCCCUUCUGGGGUCCACGUCUCUUACGAUUCUCAGUGUGGGGGUCCUGAGAAGAGACAGGAUGAGGCUGGUGACAGGGGCCAAUGCAACCACGUCCGAAUCAACCAGACAGUGAAUUUUUUGGUUACUCUCCAAGCUACCCACUGCCUCCCAGAGCCCCAUCUGCUGAGGUUCCGAGCCCGCGGCUUCUCAGAGGAGCUGACUGUGGAGUUGCAUACACUGUGUGACUGUAACUGCAGUGACACCCAGCUCCAGGCUCCUCACUGCAGUGACGGCAAGGGGCACCUACAAUGCGGGGUGUGCAGCUGUGUCCCUGGCCACCUGGGUCGACUCUGUGAGUGCUCUGAGGCUGAGCUGUCCUCCUUGGAUCUGGAAUCUGGGUGCCGAGCCCCCAAUGGCACAGGGCCCCUGUGCAGUGGGAGGGGACGGUGCCAGUGUGGACGCUGCACCUGCAGUGGACAGAGCUCUGGACGUCUGUGCGAAUGUGAUGAUGCCAGCUGUGAGCGACAUGAGGGAAUCCUCUGUGGAGGCUUUGGCCACUGCCAAUGUGGAGUGUGUCACUGUCACGCCAAUCGCACGGGCAGAGCAUGCGAAUGCAGCGGGGACACAGACAACUGUGUCAGUCCCGAAGGAGGGCUGUGCAACGGGCAUGGAUACUGCAACUGCAACCGCUGCCAGUGCUUGGACGGCUAUUACGGUGCCCUAUGUGAUCAGUGCUCAGGCUGCAAGACGCCAUGCGAGAGACACAGGGACUGCGCGGAGUGUGGCGCCUUUGGGACUGGUCCUCUGGCCGUGAAUUGCAGCCUGGCGUGUGCCCAUGCCAACGUGACUCUGGCUUUGGCCCCUAUCCUGGAUGAUGGCUGGUGCAAAGAGAGGACCCACGACAACCAGCUCUUCUUCUUCCUGGCAGAGGAUGAAGCCGGAGGCAGGGUCAUGCUGAGAGUGAGACCCCCGGAAAAGGGGUCAGACCACACCCAAAUCAUCGUGCUGGGCUGUGUGGGGGGCAUCGUGGUCGUGGGACUGGGACUGGUCCUGGCUUAUCGGCUCUCAGUGGAAAUCUACGACCGCCGAGAAUACAGCCGUUUUGAGAAGGAGCAGCAGCAGCUCCACUGGAAGCAGGACAACAAUCCUCUCUACAAGAGCGCCAUCACGACUACUGUCAACCCCCGCUUUCAAGAGGCAGAAGGCGCCCCUCUCUGAAGUGGGGAGGGACACUCACUGCAGGGCUCUUCUCUGGCAUGGAGGGAAUUGGGGCAUGGGGUCUCGCAGUCAGCAGCUUGGUAGGGGGCUAAUCCACUGCUGAGUGGUCACCCAUACUUCAUUCUUAGAGUGACACCCGAGAGGGGACUACCUUCUGUGGCAACCUUGCUUCCCUACCUCAGAAGUGGGGGCUACCCCCCAUGUAUACAAUAAAGAGUCUUACCUCAGA